Messenger RNA from Hipposideros armiger (great roundleaf bat), 6175 nucleotides. RefSeq names its product PPFI scaffold protein A4 (gene PPFIA4). Gene Ontology annotation, cellular component: presynaptic active zone. The record is from RefSeq and is a predicted model, not a curated record. The transcript has 31 exons. Gene Ontology annotation, molecular function: protein binding. Lineage: Eukaryota; Metazoa; Chordata; Mammalia; Chiroptera; Hipposideridae. The coding region runs from base 592 to 4206 and encodes 1204 amino acids. Gene Ontology annotation, biological process: synapse organization.
CGUGGCCUCGAGUGAGGAGGCGGGGUUCGUGCCCCCGAGCCUGCAGCUGCUGGGUGUCCAGCUCCGGACGUCAGGGCAGCUCCUUGCUGCUGCGGCCUCCGAGCGGAGCUGCCCUGUCUUCGAGAACUGCAGGCAGACAUAGAGGCUACCCCUCUGCUGCUUCUCACCGGCCUUUGCAGUCCUGUGCCCUUGGGACCGGUGUCCUCCAGAAACAAUGGGUGUCGCUAUAUCCAGCGAGGACCCUCUCAGGCUCCAGUGCUCCGUCUAAGCAAGGGUCCCCUUCCAGCCCUGCUCUCCCCGUCUGUCAUGGCCACACCUGGCUGCUGCCCACUUGCCUGGGGACGUAGGGCACCCAGCCCCAGCCCUGAGAGCUCAAGUCCAGUCCUCUGGCUCUGCCCCACAGGGGGGCUUCGGGCACCAGGCGCCUCUCAGAGCCAGAGAGACUGAUGCCGUGGGACCAGCCCCGGCCCAGCUGUCGCCCGCCUGGCACUGCCCGUCUGGAGACCUGUGCUCUGGGUCUGCCUGGAGGUGCCAACCCUGCGAACCCCUCCCCUGUCCCCCGAUGCUGAGAAGGCCCUGCCCGCCCCUACCAUGUGUGAGGUGAUGCCCACAAUCAAGGAGGGGGACCCCCUGGGCCCCCCCCACGGCGCCGACGCUGACGCCAACUUUGAGCAGCUGAUGGUGAACAUGCUGGAUGAACGGGAGAAGCUGCUGGAGUCCCUUCGUGAGAGUCAGGAGGCCUUGGCGGCCACGCAGAGCCAGCUCCAGGACGCCCUCCACGAGCGGGACCAGCUCCAGCGUCACCUGAACUCCGCGCUCCCCCAGGAAUUUGCCACCUUAACCCGGGAGCUGAGCAUGUGUCGGGAGCAGCUUCUAGAGCGGGAGGAAGAGAUAUCAGAGCUGACAGCAGAGCGGAAUAACACGAGGCUGCUUCUAGAGCAUCUGGAGUGUCUGGUGUCCCGCCAUGAGCGGUCCCUGCGGAUGACCGUGGUAAAGCGCCAGGCCCAGUCACCUUCCGGGGUCUCCAGUGAGGUGGAGGUGCUGAAAGCCCUCAAGUCGCUGUUUGAGCACCACAAGGCCUUGGAUGAGAAGGUGCGAGAGCGGCUUCGGGCAGCCCUGGAGCGAGUCACCACCUUGGAGGAGCAGCUGGCAGGUGCCCACCAGCAGGUUCUCUUGUCUGUGACUCACUGCCCCGGGGGCUGUGCCCUGCAGCAGGGGGCAGGGGUUCAGGAUGGAGUGGCAGGAGACGAGGGGACUGUGCAGCUGGGACCGAAACGCCUGUGGAAGGAUGAUGUGGGUCGGGUGCAGGAGCUGCAGGAGCUGCUGGAGAAGCAGAGCUUUGAGAUGAGCCAGGCCCGGGAGAGACUGGUCACCCUGACUGCAGCUGUCGCUGAACUGGAGGAGGACCUGGACACGGCCCGCCGGGACCUCAUCAAGUCAGAGGAGCUGAGCAGCCGGCACCAGCGGGACCUCCGGGAGGCUCUGGCCCAGAAGGAGGACAUGGAGGAGCGGAUCACCACACUGGAGAAGCGCUACCUGGUGGCUCAGCGUGAGGCCACAUCCAUCCAUGACCUCAACGACAAACUGGAAAACGAGCUGGCCAAUAAGGCGUCCCUGCACCGCCAAUGUGAGGAGAAGGCACGACACCUGCAGGAGCUGCUGGAGGUGGCAGAGCAGAAGCUGCAGCAGACGAUGCGCAAGGCCGAGACGCUGCCCGAGGUGGAGGCCGAGCUGGCCCAGAGGGUCGCAGCACUCACCAAGGCUGCAGAACGGCACGGCAGCUUUGAGGAGCACGUCCGGCAGCUGGAGGACCAGCUGGAGGAGAAGAAGCAGGAGCUGGCACGGGUGCGCCAGCGGGAGAAGAUGAACGAGGACCACAACAAGCGGCUGUCAGAUACGGUGGACCGGCUGCUCAGUGAGUCCAACGAGCGCCUGCAGCUGCACCUCAAAGAGCGCAUGGCAGCCCUGGAGGAGAAGAAUACCUUGAUGCAGGAGCUGGAGAGCUCCCAGCGGCAGAUUGAGGAGCAGCAGCAUCACAAGGGCCGCUUGUCUGAAGAGAUCGAGAAGCUGCGCCAAGAGGUGGACCAGCUGAAGGGUCGAGGGGGGCCGUUUGUGGACGGCAUCCACUCCAGGUCGCGCCCGGGCAGUGCGGUGGACGUGCGGUUCUCCCUGAGCACAACCAGCCAUGUGCCCCCAGGCCUGCAUCGCCACUACUCGGCACUGCGGCAGGAGCCUGCCAAGGACUGGGAGCUGUCUCCACUGCCUGGAGCGCUGGCCCCCACGGCCACCCCUGCGUUUGACUGUGACCCUGAGAUAUCUGACGUGGAGGAGGGUGAGCCCGGGGGUCUGCGUGGCUCCCUGGACAUGGCCUCCCCCAGCAGCCACUCUGACGCCCAGACCCUGGCCAUGAUGCUGCAGGAGCAGCUGGACGCCAUCAACGAGGAGAUCAGGAUGGUCCAGGAGGAGAAGGAAUGCACGGAGCUGCGGGCAGAGGAGAUCCAAACGCGCGUGACCAGCGGCAGCUCGGAGGCCCUCGACCUGAUCCAGCUGCGCCAGCGCGGCCCCAUCCCCACCUCUCUGACCGCCCUGUCUCUGGCCAGCAUGUCCCCUGCACUGAGCGGCCGCUCCAGCCCGAAGCUCACCUCCCGCAGUGCUGCCCAGGACCUGGACCGCAUGGGGGUCAUGACCCUGCCCAGUGACUUAAGAAAGCAUAGGAGGAAGCUGCUGUCGCCAGUGUCUCGGGAAGAGAACCGAGAGGAUAAAGCCACCAUAAAAUGUGAGACUUCUCCUCCUUCCUCACCCAGGACGCUGCGGCUCGAGAAGCUCGGCCACCCGGCCCGGAGCCAGGAAGAAGGCAAGAGUGCUGUGGAGGACCAGGCUAGCAACCCCAGCAGCAGCGGCAGCAGCCAGGACUCCUUGCACAGGGGCACCAAACGCAAAGGCAUCAAGUCGUCCAUCGGCCGCCUGUUCGGGAAGAAGGACAAGGGCCGGCCGGUGCAGCCGAGCCAGGACGGAGCCGCAGGCCACGUUCUGCUGACAGACUCUGAGCUCGGUGUGCAGGAGCCCAUGGUGCCCACCAAGCUGGGGACCCAGGCAGAGAAGGACCGGCGGCUGAAGAAAAAACACCAGCUGCUUGAAGAUGCGCGCAGAAAAGGAACACCCUUUGCCCAGUGGGACGGCCCUACUGUGGUCUCCUGGCUGGAGCUCUGGGUGGGGAUGCCGGCCUGGUACGUGGCUGCCUGCCGGGCCAACGUCAAGAGCGGUGCCAUCAUGUCGGCCCUGUCGGACACGGAGAUCCAGCGGGAGAUCGGGGUCAGCAACGCCCUGCAUCGGCUCAAGCUGCGGCUGGCCAUCCGGGAGAUGGUGUCGCUGACCAGCCCCUCCGCCCCGCCCACCUCCAGGACCUCUUCCGGGAACGUCUGGGUCACCCACGAAGAGAUGGAAACGCUGGCAACAUCCACCAAAACAGACGGUGAGGAGGGCAGCUGGGCUCAGACCCUGGCCUACGGGGACAUGAACCAUGAGUGGAUCGGGAACGAGUGGCUGCCCAGCCUGGGGCUGCCGCAGUACCGCACGCACUUCAUGGAGUGCCUGGUGGACGCACGCAUGCUGGAUCACCUGAGCAAGAAGGACCUGCGUGUCCACCUGAAGAUGGUGGACAGCUUCCACCGAACUAGUCUUCAGUAUGGCAUCAUGUGUCUGAAGAGGCUGAACUACGACCGGAAGGAGCUGGAGAAGAGGCGGGAGGAAAGCCAGCAGGAGAUCAAGGAUGUGCUGGUCUGGACCAACGAGCAGGUGGUUCACUGGGUGCAGUCCAUCGGGCUCCGGGACUAUGCAGGACACCUGCGUGAGAGUGGCGUGCACGGCGCCCUGCUCGCCCUGGACGAGAACUUCGACCACAGCACGCUGGCCCUGCUCCUGCAGAUCCCCACGCAGAACACCCAGGCACGCCAGCUGAUGGAGAGAGAGUUCAACAACCUGUUGGCCUUGGGCACAGACCGGAAGCUGGAUGAUGGGGAGGACAAGGUGUUCCGCCGCGCGCCCUCCUGGAGGAAGCGCUUCCGGCCGCGGGACAUCCCCGGCGGCGUGCUCAACGUGUCCACCCUGGGGUCCCUGCAGCCUCCACCGGCCCCGCCGAAGAAGGUGGCGCCCGAAGCUCGCUCCCACUAUCUCUACGGACACAUGCUCUCCGCCUUCCGGGACUAGCCGGCCCUGGAUCUCAGAAUACACUCGUCCGCCCCUCGCAUCGCAUCCCCCCCGCAACCCCCGCGUGUCCUUUGUAAGUCUCGUGGACGUGGCUGGGUUUGUGCAGAUUCUGGAGGACCGCAGCCCCCCGUGGGCGGGGGAGGGGGUGUGUGUGUGGCGCCACCCGCCCUCUCCUGGACCUGGUGGGUCUGGACGGCGAUCUCCACUGGAGACCAGGACGCUGUGCCACGGGCUGGGGACGGCCCUUCUAAGGAAAGGACACUCAGACUCCGCCUUGCUUGGGCUGUUUGGCCCCUGGUCCCUGUCCGUCCCCUGGCGGUGCCAAGUGGCCCGCCACCUGGGUUGGGCACCCCUCAGCAUUCGUCUUCCCUGAAGUCCUCUGCACAACACAGCCCCUGCCUCCAGGAGGCGCACUCUCGGGGUGGUGAGGCUGUGGAUGGGAAGGCUAAGCGGAGCCCCCAGAGGUGAGCGGGAGGAAUCUGAGGGAAACGGGCUCCUGCGCUGCGGGCCAAGGGCAGGCAUGGGGAGCGCAGGCAGCCCACUGGAGGCGGAGCCGAUGGCCUGUGGUGCCUUAAGCCCGAAGGCCUGUGGGUACGCCUUGUGGCCCAGCCGCGGGCUGGGGGCAGGGAUGGUGUGGCUCAGCUUGGGGGCAGAACUGCCAGCUACGCUCCCAGCACCCUUCCCUUGUGGCUGGCUAUGCCCAUCGUGUGGUAACCCGAGCCCCAUAACGAUAUGCCUGAUGGGUGGCUACACUGACCUUAGAUUCUGGGGAAAACAUACCCUGAGACUCCCUUGCCCUGACCUGGGGAGAAAGUGAAGCUUCCUUGUCAGUGAGUCAGGCCCCAGGUCCAGGUUACUGAACGUUGGGGAAGGCUGUUGCUCUCCUGCUCACCCCCAAACCACCUACCCCUUGUUCCGGGCUCUCUUGGUGUGCAGGCACUGCCCCCUCCAGAAGCUUCUGAGAUCUGCCCAGCCCCUACCAGUUUACUGCUGUCGCCACCAUGCAGCAUGGGGGCAGCUGAGGCUGGAGGAUGCAGGUCCUGGCUUGGUAGGAAUGUCAUCUCCAAGAAAUCCUCUUCCUCACCCACCUCCUCAGCCUGCCAAGGUGCCUGCAAGUGUUUAGGACCUGCGUUCAGGAUGAGUGGAUGGAACCCAGGGCUUCAUCUAAGUGAGACGAGAGGAAAGUGUUUUCAGCAUGUUUCCUGGAAAGGGGCCAGCGCGGUGCCAUCCUACAGGUGGCUGAGCAGCUGGUUUGUAACCCGAUCGACUCGGGUUCUGAGCAGGGCUGCACUAGCAGGUGGGGUGAGGGGUCAGAGCGCCCUGUCCAGGAGUAAUGGAGCCUGAGGCAGUGCCAGGUCUCAGAGGCUUUGGCCACUUUUCAGUAGAGACCCACCAUGGUGGGGCUAGCUGGCCCCGCAGCCCUGGGCAAAGCAACCACCUUUCCUGCUGUCCCUCAUUAUCCCCUGCACCCCCGGUCAUCAGGCCACUGCAAAGGGAGCUGGAGGAGCUCAUAAGCAGAAAAUGAGUUGGCGGAGUGAAAAGGCCCCAUCCUGCACGACAGAUAGUAGAUUAAGGAGAAUCCCCAGAUUUCUAUGAUUGGUGGAACUGGUAUGUCAGGGGACUCGAUGGGCUAGCCUGUCUUCUGCAUCCUAACCCUACAUGGUUGCCAUGUCAUAAGGCAGCAGCUGGUGGGACCCAGGUCCCUUGAGGACAUCUUUGCAAUAUUGUUUGGAGCUGACGGAGCAGAGAACCCCAGAGGGAAGGCCGUUGUCUUGGGGCAUCUGUUGCCUCACAGUCAGUGUACUUGUUUGGAGAGUCACCAGUGACCUGAGCCCCCUCACCAGCCUCCUGUACUUGUCAGGUCCCUUCUCAGUACUGUACUGUCUCAGUGCAUCAGGAACGGGUGUGUGUGCGCGCGUGUGCGUGUGUGUGUACGUACCAAUAAACAACCCGGUUUUAAGACAAUUUA